This is a messenger RNA of Symbiodinium sp. CCMP2592, 816 nucleotides long. The record is from the annotation of a GenBank genome assembly. Lineage: Eukaryota; Dinophyceae; Suessiales; Symbiodiniaceae.
AUGUCUAAGCUUUGCAAGAGCACCGCGCCGGGCCGAGAGCGUCCAUCCGAAAUCCCGGCGUUGAAAGUGGACCCGGCAAAGGUCACCGACAUCUUCUUCGACUUCGAUGGCACUUUAACGGCUUCAAACAAAGAAGGGGUGUCUGGAUAUGUUCUGCCCUUGCUGGAAAGAUGUGCGGGGCUUCGCAUUUCCGACUGUAUUGAGGGCCCUGGCCGUGGCCGCGACGUACUAACCUGGAAGGAGUUGGACCUUCGCAUGGCAGCUGCCGUGCCAGAAGCAGAUCUAGGCCUUUCCGGCGAAAAAUCCUUGCUGGGCAGCCUGGAAGUUCGUCAGCGUCUGGAAAGCUCCCUAAAGCUGCUGGUUUCUUCCGGAGUUCGACUGCAUCUGCUGACCAUGGGCACACCGCAGACGUCGAAGGCAUUGCUUGGGGCAGCUGGUUUUGAUCUGAGUCUGUUCUGCAGCUUUCUGGGCCCCUUUGACAUGGCAAUGCAUCAGUCACUUCGAAACCUCUUUGAUAAUGGCGACAUGGACGGGCAAGAGGCAGCUGAAAGCUUCGAGUUCGACGUCCAGGAAGAUAUUGACGCUCUGCACCACUUGCAACGAACAGGAGAUGAGAGAGAUCAGAAUCCCACACUGCAGCGCAUUAUGACCAUGGAGAAGAGGCUUUCCAAAGCGGCGCUCAUUCUCUCUCUGGUUGGCGAGGGCGGUCUUCUUGUGGAUGACAACUACUCAAAGAACAUCUUCGACGCACAUAGCAAAGAUGCUUGUUGGCAUUUCGUCAUCUGUAUGGGAGUUUCCGAAAAUAGGGGACCCUAA